Molecule: messenger RNA, 429 nt
Organism: Eucalyptus grandis
Lineage: Eukaryota; Viridiplantae; Streptophyta; Magnoliopsida; Myrtales; Myrtaceae
Exons: 3
Coding region: 1-429 (142 amino acids)
Source: RefSeq, a predicted model, not a curated record
AUGUUGACACCUAUCCGAGGGACACACAUAGAGAAUGCAGUUCUUCUUAAGCAGCAAUAUGGACUGAACAAAACCGAAAAUGAGGUCAUCGUCAUUAUAGAAGCUUAUAGAACUCUGAGGGAUCGGAGGCCUUACCCUGCUGAUCAAGUUGUGAGAGACAUCAGCAGGAAGUUUGGUUUUGUGCUCUUCGACAGCUCUUCUAAAACUGCUUUUCUGGCCUCUGAGAGUAAUAAUAAUGAUGUUGAUGGAAGUGUUGCUUUCUUCUGGGGAAGUGAUUCUGGAGGCAAUCUUGUUCUCUUGGAUGAUGCGGAAGUUGUGAAGAUGGGAUGUGGGAAAUCUUUUGCACCAUUCCCUAAAGGUAAUUAUUUUUUCAGAUUGUUGAUGCGGCUCCACUGGAGUUCGGUCUAUGCAUUGCAAUGUGAAAAGUAA